AUGCCAUUCACAGUUGCCCAGUUCAUCCAAUUGCUAGUUAUAACCGUGUCAAUUGUCGUUGCAACGCUUGUCGCCGGUGUCAUACCUGUGAAAUUCACAAAUGUGACUGAUACCAAGUUGACAUAUCUCACACAGUUUAGUAUCGGCGUGCUUUUGGGGACUGCGUUUUUGAUCAUUUUGCCAGAAGGGGUAGAGGUGCUCAACGAGUCGGGCUAUGAUUGGGGCGCGGAAAGCAUCGGAUAUCCUAUGUUUUUGGGCUUCACGAUGAUGUAUGUGCUUGACAAGAUUUUCACUCUGCACGGUUUGAAUCUGCAAAAAUCGAGUCUGUCCGGCGUGCUGUCCAUUUUGCAAUCCAUUUUGCGUUCGUCGUUGACUCUUGGCUUGGUUGUGCACGGCUCUGUGGAUGGAGUCCUGUUGGGGGCAGCUUACUUGGACCAGAGUGGAAGGUUUCAUGCAACGAUUGUAGUCGCACUUGUCUUACACCGAAUUCCCACUGCGUUCAGCCUCGGGACUAUAUUGACAAAAGAGGCAGUCCCCGACAGACACCUUUACUGGCACUUGGUUUUCUUUGCGCUACUGACGCCAAUAUUCGCGUGGGUUACCGUCACUCUUGUGUUGAUGCUUGAGAUAAAUGUGCUCUACGUCACGGGAUUGCUAUUGUUGUUCUCAGCAGGAACUUUCCUAUACGUCGUCAAUCAUGUGAUGCAAGAGUUUAACGAUGAAUGCGGCCAGCUACCGCCCAGGUCAAACUCGAGCGAAGAGACCGUGACCACUACGUCCAACCAUCGCAUGAUACCUUUCCUAGGAUUGACAGUUCCAAUCCUACUAAGCCUUAUUAAAGAAUAA
Messenger RNA from Lodderomyces beijingensis, 846 nucleotides. Lineage: Eukaryota; Fungi; Ascomycota; Pichiomycetes; Serinales; Debaryomycetaceae. The record is from the annotation of a GenBank genome assembly.